AUGGGUGUAGUGAGCGAGAAAACCGAACUCUUGUUAAAACUGGAAGAUCACUUGGACAAGAAAGCCAUUAAAGGAUAUCUUAUCGGAUAUGAUGAAGACGGCUACAGAGUUUGGAUUACGGACGGCAAGAAAAAUCGUCUUGUUCGGUCGAGAGACGUCAUUUUCGAUGAAUCACCUCUAUCAUCAGAAGAUGCAAAGACUGAGACAGGUAAUGAAAACGUGAUAAAUGAAUUUCAACUGAAAGUGUCACAGGAUUGCAAUACUUCUAGAGAUGAAAUCAUAGUGGAACGUACAGUUGAAGAUGAUAUACAUUCAACAGAGCCAGUGGAACUUACAAAUGACGACAUAGAACCUAUUGAGCCAGAGAGAGAAGCCCAAGUGGAAACUGAUAAUGUCUAUGAUCCGUUGCCAGAAGAACCAAGAGAAUCGCUUGAAUUAGAGAGAGAAGAUUGUGAUGAAGAUAGUAAUAUCAGAGAUGACGAGUUUCAUGAUAGUAUCGACCAAAGUCAAGAACAGAGAGGAGAGCUCGGCUUAGUUAAC
Molecule: messenger RNA, 540 nt
Organism: Iphiclides podalirius (scarce swallowtail)
Lineage: Eukaryota; Metazoa; Arthropoda; Insecta; Lepidoptera; Papilionidae
Source: the annotation of a GenBank genome assembly